This is a messenger RNA of Scaptodrosophila lebanonensis, 5437 nucleotides long. It is a transcript of the gene Syn, whose product is annotated as synapsin. The record is from RefSeq and is a predicted model, not a curated record. Gene Ontology annotation, cellular component: synaptic vesicle; synaptic vesicle membrane. Gene Ontology annotation, biological process: neurotransmitter secretion. NCBI's taxonomy places the organism in Eukaryota, Metazoa, Arthropoda, Insecta, Diptera, Drosophilidae. The transcript has 13 exons. Gene Ontology annotation, molecular function: ATP binding.
AAGUUACUUAAAUUUAGGUAACGAGAAAAAGUGCUGCAACAAUAAGAAGAGAAGCAAAGAAGUAUAUAACUCAACUCAAACCAAAGGCGAUUCGAACUGCCAAAAAAUCGAAACACGGCAAAAAUUCUGUAUCAGUCAGUCAUUCACAGGCAGUUGUGUUCAGUUCAGUUCAGUAGGCAGCUUUUGUUGUUACCGACUGUGCGUACGUGUGUGUUUGUCGUUCUCUUUCUCUUUUCGUCUCUGCUUAUGUAUGUGUGUGCGUGCGUUUGAUAAGCGCAGCAACAACAAAGCCGUGGUAUUCAACAUUUUAUUGAAUUAAAACAAAAAGCGCGCACGCUUCUCUAUCAGAGUAUUUGGGUGAGUGUGUACGUGUAUGUGUGUGUGUCUGUCUGUACGACUUAGCUGGUGAUUAACGCAUUAAGACCAGAGGAAGUGAAGACGUCUGCAACCUGCUAACCCACAAACCCACAAGGAACCCGUUUCAAAAGCCAAGCAGGCAUCCACGACACCAGCUACCAACGCAUUGCUAUUCAACUGGACGAAGAAAGUGAACGUCUGAACAGCAGCCAACUGUUCGGUAUCAUCGUCUCUCACUGUCAAUAUUAGCGCCAUCGCAACUGCUGGGUGUGGGCGAAUCUGCGCCCCGCCACCGGUAAGACUGUGCCAAGCUUCAGCUGGCACUCAUGCUCUCCUGUCACUUGCAUUUGCAGCACAAUCUCACCCUAAUCUAUGUUUAUGAAACUACUCGUAGCAGUAUCUAUAUGCCAAUCACGCGCUUCAAUGCUUCAUCAAAUACAUCUACAAAACACACACCCACCUACACACACAUGCCCUGCUUUGGCUUUUAUACACCUGUAGCUAAGAUUGCUUUCGCUUACAUUUGUUUUUAUCGUUUUGUGCUUUAAUUUGGGCUUAAAGUUUGCACAAGUCGCGCAAAAAUGUCAUAAAUUCUGAACAGCUUGCCAACGGUGCAAAGUCCCAGCGCACCUUGCAUAUAAAAUUAAAUACCCCCCCAGCUACAAACAUAUAUAUGUAUGUAUCGGUAUGGUUGCCUGCUUCUUUGUUUGUCACUCACAAAAAGUUACAAGUUGGCGUCGUGUUGCCUUUGAGGCACAACAUGUAGACCAAAACCAGCGCGCUUUAGCUACAAGUGUUUGACAUUGUUGACAGCAGGCUCCCUCCUACCCGGCUGUCCCCUGGCUAUCGAGAAAACAUCCGUAGAUGUUAGCUAGCAGCAUUUAAAAUUGAUUUUCAUAUUUAUGUGCCUCUUUUCACAAGCACAAAAGGCACAAAAUCCACAGAGCCAUGGGUCUAUAAAAGCUUUUCCUGCUUUGUUGUUUGCAUUUUGUUAUUCAAGCAUUGGCUGUCCUUAAGUGUCCUUGAGUGCGCACCGCAUGUCAGCUCAUGACAAUGAUAACUGCAAUAACAAAAGCAACAGAAACUGCAACGACGAAGCUGACGGUGUCGGUGAUGAGGAGGACCACAUUGUGGAUGCCCCUGCGACCUAUAAUGAUGGCCAGAGUAGUCAAAGCAGCAUAUCACCUGUUGCCAAUCCAAGCAAUUAUUGCAAACUAGUUGAUAUUCCGUUCGAUGUUGAACCAAAAAGCAGCACCCUGAAUUUCUCAUCGUUCAAAUCAAGCUUUACUUCCAAUGUUAAUUUCCUGAAGAGAAGAUUCAGCUCGGGAGACUUGUCUUCCGAGGUCGACGAUGUCGAUCCCAAUGAUUUGCCACCUGCGGCACGUCCCAUACAGGACCAACCAACUAAGCCGCAUGUCAGCGGUGGUCCGCCGAGCAUGCCGCCCCCACCGGCACCGGGCCAAGUACCACCACAGCCCACCGGUGCCGCGCCGGAAUUGUCGCUAACCUUUGGCGCUGGCAAGUCAGGUGUUGCAGCAGCGCCACCUCGUGGCGUUAGCGCCCCGACCAGUCCGGCCAAGUCGCGCGAGAGUCUCUUACAGCGCGUGCAGAGUUUGACGGGCGCAGCGCGAGAUCAGGGCGCUUCCAUACUAGGUGCGGCGGUUCAGAGUGCCACACAACGUGCCCCAGCCUUCAACAAGGACAAAUACUUUACGUUGCUGGUGCUCGAUGAUCAAAAUACCGACUGGUCCAAGUAUUUCCGUGGCCGGCGUUUGCAUGGCGAUUUCGAUAUACGCGUGGAACAGGCGGAGUUCCGAGACAUUACAGUUGUCUCCAGUGCGGAUACCGGACCGGUGGUCACCAUGGCCGCCUAUCGCAGCGGCACUCGGGUUGCGCGUUCCUUCCGCCCGGAUUUUGUUUUAAUACGCCAACCACCGCGUGAUGGCUCCAGCGACUAUCGUUCGACCAUACUGGGACUCAAAUAUGGCGGUGUGCCCAGCAUUAACUCGCUGCACUCCAUAUAUCAAUUUCAGGAUAAGCCCUGGGUCUUUUCGCAUUUGCUGCAGCUGCAGCGUCGGCUGGGACGAGAUGGCUUUCCGCUAAUUGAACAAACAUUCUUCCCGAAUCCACGCGAUUUGUUCCAAUUCACAAAGUUUCCCAGCGUGUUGAAGGCUGGACAUUGCCAUGGUGGAGUGGCCACGGCUCGCCUGGAGAAUCAGAGCGCCUUGCAAGAUGCCGCCGGACUUGUUAGCGGAGCUGGCAACGAUUCGCAUUGUUAUUGCACCAUUGAGCCCUACAUUGAUGCCAAGUUCAGUGUGCAUAUUCAAAAGAUUGGCAACAAUUACAAGGCCUUCAUGCGCAAAUCCAUCACCGGCAAUUGGAAGACCAAUCAAGGCUCCGCCAUGCUCGAGCAAAUCACCUUAACCGAGAAGUACAAAAGCUGGGUGGACGAGAUAUCCGAGCUAUUCGGUGGCAUGGAGGUGUGCGGAGUAUCGGUGGUGGUCGGAAAAGAUGGGCGCGAGUAUAUCAUCAGCGCCUGUGACUCCACCUUUGCCUUGAUUGGCGACAGCCAGGAAGAGGAUCGCCGGCAAAUAGCGGACUUAGUGUCAGGACGCAUGCAGAACGUAUGCCGACCAAGCAUGGCUCAAACUGGACCGGGCAAGCUGCCAUCGCGCUCCUCCGUCUCAUCUCGCGGUGAGAGUCCCACUGAUGAGGUGGCACCCACACCUCCGUUGCCAGCUGGACCAAGACCCGCACCCAUGGGUGGUCCACCGCCGAUACCAGAACGCACCUCGCCGGCUGUGGGCUCGAUUGGCCGGCUGAGCAGCCGCAGCAGCAUCUCUGAGCUGCCGGAGGAGCCUUCUUCGUCAGUACCGAGCACGGUCGGUGGAGGUGUGCGUCGCGAUUCGCAGACAUCUCAGGCAUCGAGCAUUUCGUCGGUGUCUAGGACCGGACAGCGUCCUCCGCAAACUCAAACUCAAACAUCGGUCGUCGAGGAUGCGGAGGACACCAUGAAGAACCUGAGGAAGACCUUUGCGGGGAUAUUUGGUGACAUGUAGGAAAUCGCUAAUAAGAAACGUGGAAGGACAGCGAGCGAGACAAGCAAUGGCAGUGGCAUGAGCAGCGUGCCCAGCAGUGCAGGAAUCGGCAGCGGCUUCAGUGGCUCAUUCCUUGGCAAGCAAUUCUCGUUCGCUUCGGGCGGAAAAUCUGGCGGAAGCGGCACGGAUGUGAUCUCGACACAGCCCAACAACAGGACCGAUAGUCACGCCGUAGAUGCACCAACGGAUAAUUCCAACAAUACGUCUAAUCUUGCCACUGCGGUCGGCUCAGCCGGUGGCAAGCAGCCCACUUCCAGCGUUUCGGAUAGCGUCAACAACACAGCGGAUACCUACAAGCCAGUCACCAAUUUUGAGCCACAGGAACGCGUCAAUCCCUUCGACAAGGAGGCGCACAAGUCGAGCACCACCAGCAUUGGUGGUGUCUCCAAUACCACCUCAUCGUCAUCAUCCAUGUCGACCUCUUCAAUCUCGUCUCGCAUCAAUCGCAAUGGCAAUGCCAUUAAGUCGCCACCACCGCCAGCUGGACCACCACCACCACCACCCAGUGUGGCUGCUGCCGCCAGCAAUGCGAAUAGCUCCAGUGCAGCCACUUAUCGGAACAGCAUCAGCUCGCUGAGCAAGGACAGGACCAGCUAUGGCAACUAUGGCAGCUCCACAUCCAUCGAGACGAUCACGCGCAUGGACACGAACACCACAACCACAGCGGCUACAGCCACAGGUGCCGGUGAAGCCAGCGGCAUCACGGCCAUCACCAACAUCAGUGCGAGUGGUGCAAGUGCUGCGGCAGGUGCCAUUGGCGCCAUAACCAGCAGCAGCACCACAAACGAUUGGCGCUCGGCCAUUGGGAUGCGCUCGGCGAGCGUUUACAGCGCACCGGCUGCCGUGACCACCACAUUGCCGGGCGAUACUUCCGGCUAUGAUUCGAACUCGGCUGCCUCCAAUGGCUACAACAAUCCAAGCGACUUGCCAUCCUAUACGCGACCCACUUACUCACGCUCCGAGAGCAAUGCUUCCAAGCAAUCCGACUUGGACAUCAUAUUUGGUGACACGAAGCCCACAGCUUCAUAUGGCAGUGGCAAGUAUACGCGUUCCGGCGGCUCCAUUUCGGAUGCAGACAUGAUAUUCGGAGGACCACCCUCGAACUAUAAGACCGAUCGGUUUGGCGCUAGCAAGAGCAUGAGCGUCAGCUCAGAACGCACCAGUGGCAUGGGAUCAGGAUCUGGAUCCUACAAGAUCUACGAAGGCAUACAGAAUGCCGCUUUCAGCGAUUACAGCGAAUCGAGCAGCAUUGGCAGCGUAAAUUCGGGCAACAAGCGUUGGAGCGCCAAGCAGGAGGAUGAUGAUGAAUUGGACUUGAAGUGAAGCACAGCAUAAAUCAUAUAAUACACUAACUACACCCUCAUAUCCCACACAUCCAAGUAUCCACAAUCGCUAUUUGAAUCGCUCGAUCUUGAGACACAUGCUAGCUAAACGAUAUCUGUCUGUUUUCUGCCUCUGAAGUUUCCUGGUUUCAUGAGAAACAUUCAUAAAAACACGCAUAUACCAUUAUAGGGACAAACAUACUCAUAUAAAUACAUAUAUGUUUGGUUGAAACUACAUGUUAUUAAAUAUAUGUAUAAUAUCCAAUUAAUAAUUCACAUUAUGAUUUGCAUUUACAUACACGUUAGUGACUAGGAAGCGUCGAAAAGCUCGCUCUAACUCUCUUCAUAGACAAAUAGACGAAAUUACACACUGUAGUACACUACUAUGUAUAAUUAUAACCACCAAUAAAACAACAAUAAUGCAGAGUAUGAAACUCACUAUAAACAUUUAUAGCAACAGGCCAUACUACAUAUAUAUAUGUGCGACUCUAAUGACUUGACUGGUUUUGCAACCUAAAAUGGAAAAUUAACAAGAAUUUUCAUUAAACGUUUUGAAGCAUUUUCUAUUAUAAAAGUGAAAAAAACCAUAUAUAUAUAUACUUAAAAAUAUUAUUGAGACAAACAUUUAAUUAUACACAUGUAUAUCCAUCUACCUAUAAA